Helobdella robusta is the source of this 1423-nucleotide messenger RNA. RefSeq lists its product as hypothetical. The record is from RefSeq and is a predicted model, not a curated record. The coding region runs from base 202 to 1248 and encodes 348 amino acids. The transcript is spliced from 5 exons. Lineage: Eukaryota; Metazoa; Annelida; Clitellata; Rhynchobdellida; Glossiphoniidae.
UGGCGCUUGGACGGUUGUGUCUUUGUUUCUUUAGAACAAAAGAAAUGUUGGAUAGGAGGAUUAAAUUUGAGUGAAUAUUUAUUUAAAAAUUUCUGUGGUGAAUGGUUGAUUAAGAAACUCCGUAGAAGAAACAGCAAAAUCAAACUUGCAGUUUAAAACUUCAGAGCAGCAGCAACAACAACAAAUACCAUAUCCUGAACUAUGUAUCUCUACAAAAACAACACAAUCUGCAAUUGCUCUACGGUCGAAGUUAGCGAUGAAAACAUUACUGACUUGUUUCAAUCUACGGCCUUCCAAACACUGCUCGUCCCCUAUACUCUCCUCUUCAUACUAUCUCUCAUUGCAAACUCGAUUCUCCUUUGGUUUUUGACAAUCUCCGCAAGAACAUGUUGCAACGCAUUACUGUUAUCUUACACCAUAUGCAGUCUAAUCCUAACCCUGACUACUCCACUGUCAAACCAGCUGAUCGUUUAUAACUCAAGUUUUAUCUGGAGCUACAUCAGUUACACAAGCCUGUUAAAUUUUUUUGCUCUAAUGUCAAUGGCGUCCAGUGUGAUGUUCCUCACUGUUACAAAAUAUGAAUUAGUGAUCUUCAAGAAGACGUCAAGAUCAUUUUCAAUAUUCAAAGUUUUGACUACUUGGCUGGUGCCGCUCUUGGGUACGCUGUUGGUUUGUUACAAACCCGACAUGACUGACCUGUUUUUCGAGCCCACAACUCCUGAGAUUGUUCCCUGCGAUUGUACUAACCUGCCCGUAGAUAGAUGGUUCGAGGUUUACUACUUGCCAUUGGUCCUUUGUUUUGUUUACUUGGUUGAGCUAGCUUUAUUCAGUCUGAUACACGGAGAGUUGUGGUAUUUGCUUCACCGGAGAUGGCAGGCUGAUCGAAUAAAUUGCCGUGAGCCCACACCAGAGCUCAGCUGCACGCUUGCUCCUCUGGACAAAAAGUCUGACGAUGAAGCCCAAGAUUUGGAAAACAAAAGUAUUCCACACGCUAUUUUGUUAUCGGCUGUUACCUACACCUUUUACCUCCUCAUCAUCCCUCUUGAAGUUUUUAUUGGUAUCAGCCUAUUUAGACCAAUUUACAUGAACACUUCCUACCCAACUGUUGCCCAGCUGUUGGAACUUGCUUGUUUGAUCUCAACUCCUAUUUAUUUUAACGUUUGUGAGCCAAAAUUUUUCCAGGCGCUGAGGAAGAAAACCAGCUGCCGUAGGUCAAAUACGUUUCAACCUGUCCUUGUGCAGUAUUAAAUUUGGCGAUUCAAGUCAAGGUUUCAGUUAUGUUUUGCUAAUUUACUUUAUUUUCAUCAUGAAAUAAAACCGAGGCUCCUUUAUUAGUUCUUAUAUUCUUAUUUGUCAAAAAAUCUUAUUCAAAAGUAGUUUUGGUCUUUUUUUGUGAAACAAAUAGUACAAAGUAUUAUAACUU